Paramecium pentaurelia is the source of this 797-nucleotide messenger RNA. The record is from the annotation of a GenBank genome assembly. NCBI's taxonomy places the organism in Eukaryota, Ciliophora, Oligohymenophorea, Peniculida, Parameciidae.
AUGAAAACAUUAAAUGACAUCCAAAAACUCAAUUAACAACAGAAAACCAUAUUCACUUUCACUAAUCAAAUCACUAAUAAUACAAAUUCUGCUUGGCUUCCUCGUGAUAUUUAAUCUCCAUUUUCAAAUGCUGUUACUUAAUUAUCACCUUAACUUUCUGAUCAUAAUAUUAUUCAUAAUACAAGAGGCAAUCUUAGAUCAUGGAGUUAAUCAAUUGAAAAAUAAAUUAUAUCUAGAGAUCUUGUAAAUAAAGCUAGAAUCUAAAAUGCUUAACAAUCUGCAAGAUAAGAAAAACAUUUUCUUGGAUCUGUCAACGGUAUUUAAAAAAUCAAUUCUCCUAAAUCAUAAGCCAAUUAAACUAUGUCAACUCAUAGUUCAAGUAGAAUUGAUCCUAAAGUUAAAAGAAAGCUUAGUCAAAUGAGUAAAGGAAAUUUUUUGCAUUUUUUAUUAAUUUAAAAAGUUGGACAUGUACUAUCAAAUAUUAUGUCUAGAAAGAUGAGAAACAAUUUUAUGACUAUCUCAAAAAAACUUAUAAUUUUGAAAUUCCUUAACCUUAGUAAGAACAAUCCACCAAAAUUAAUAAAAAAGAUAUUAAGUAUCUCUUCACAAUUGAUGAUGAUGAUGAAACUAUCAAGAAAACUACUUAAUAGAUAUUUAAAAUGAAUAAAUUUCGACAUUAAAAAGAAGUCCCAUUAGAUAAAUAUGUAUAGGAUACUUAUGAAUCAUAAUUAAGAAGAUUUCCUAAAGUUAGAUAAAAACUAGAAAAAUCAAAGCCAUAUAAUAUUGCAUUGUAAUGA